UUCGAUGCAGAAUUCCGUUGUCGGUGCGUGCAUCCCGCCCUUCUAUCAUUCUCUGGGGGUCCAAUUCUCUCCGACGCGGAGCAUCGUAAGCAAGAUUGUGCCCAACGGUGUGUCCAAUUAGAAAGUACAAGCACGCCAUCGAGCAGGCGGUCGAACGAUCUAUCGGCAAAAGUACAAACUGUAGUGCAAGUGACAAGAAGCAGCAGCGUGACGUGUUCCUGCUGUGCCGGAUAUUCGAUACAAGCCGGCGAGAAUGCUAGUACUAUCGAAUACCACCAGCGAAAAUUGGUCCUGGACGUGAUACUGGCGACAAACAACAGCCGCAUCGCCGCAUCCGCUAGCCAGAAACCGUCCUCGAACGGAGGUAGCUUCCACUAGCUA
Atta colombica is the source of this 381-nucleotide messenger RNA. RefSeq lists its product as uncharacterized. Lineage: Eukaryota; Metazoa; Arthropoda; Insecta; Hymenoptera; Formicidae. The transcript has a single exon. The annotation marks the transcript as partial. The record is from RefSeq and is a predicted model, not a curated record.